Molecule: messenger RNA, 2080 nt
Organism: Paramormyrops kingsleyae
Lineage: Eukaryota; Metazoa; Chordata; Actinopteri; Osteoglossiformes; Mormyridae
Source: RefSeq, a predicted model, not a curated record
ACGCGCUCCAGCCGAUCUCACCCGGAUGAGGGCGGAACGAGCCGACGGGAGGGAGCUGCCUGCAGCCCGUGUUUUUGCCUGCGGUCUCGCUGUUCAUUAUCAGCCCAUGAUGCAGUUUAUAUACGCUCUGUUUUUGUUCAUCUGUUUGCUUCAACUGUCCGAUGCUGGUACAACUGGGAAGGCAGACAACCCUGCAAAACCAGGAACUGAUCCAAGUACAGAUAACAACCAGAAUACAGGGGAGAGUAAGGACCCCAAAACACUGAAAAAUGGUGGAAAAGGUACUCUGAGUGAAACCCCUGUCAGAGAAGUUGUACAAGGAGAAAGCAGCAAGGAAGUGAAUGGAAACGAUAAGAAACCUGUGGAGAGCAAGAAUGAUGAAAAGCCACAACCUGCGAAAGGAAAAAACGGAAAUGGGAAGACUAAUGAAGAUGAAAUAAAGAGUGCAGACAAAACCAGUACCGAGAGUAGCAGUAAUGGUACUGAGAAAGGCGGAGGGGAAAAUGCUAAGACAGAUAGUAGCUCAAAAACUAUGUUGGAUAAUAAGGAAGAUGAAUCUGCUGGGCCUGAAAAGAAUGGCAGCGAAACGAAAGAUGAAAAAGAAAAUGCUACCAUGAGGAAAGCCCCAAAAGUACCGCCAGAAGACAGGGGAGGUCAUUCUAAGCAAAAAGGUGGUGGGACUGAUGAAAUUAAUAACAACAAACAACAAAAUGCAGAUUCUGGUGCACUGGAUGCUUCAAGUACAACUCAGAAGCUAAACCCUGCUGGGCAUCUACAGAAUGAGGCAGAGAGCAGCCACUUCUUUGUCUAUCUGGUUACCAUGGCGCUGCUUGUAGCUGUGCUUUACAUUGCCUAUCAUAACAAGCGGAAGAUUAUUGCCUAUGUUGUCGAAGGCAGGAGAUCAAGAACUACCAGGCGGCCAAAAUCUACUGAGUACCAGAAGUUAGAGCAGAAUUUUUAAGAAGGGGAAAAAAAAAACAAGUCACACACAUUUGGAGAAACAUGUCACUGCAGCCGAAGAGUGGAGCAAAAUGGACCUAAUUCUUAGAUUUGCUAUUCGUGAAAGAUGCCUUUUUUCUAGAUGAACUGAAUAUUCCAUUUUUUUUCUCAAUAGUUUUUCAGGUAUGUUUUCCUCAAAUUGCUUAUUUUUGUAUGUUUAGGGGGUAUUCUUUGUGAAAUAUAAAACUAAAUAUAUUUUUGUUUAAUGUUGCUUGCUGCAUGCUUAAGUGGGGAACAGCCUGGCCUUUUAGAAGGGGUUGGUUUAAAAAGGAGCAAAAUAAUCUCGCUACUUUCUCUCAGCUUGAGUGUCACUGAAAGACGGCUGUUUAACCUGUUCAGCCUGCCACUUUUGCAUAAGAUCCACUGGCUGAUUAUAUUUUCUCAGGGUGCUUCUUUACCCAAAAAGAGAUUGGACUUGUGGACUUUGACCGUGGCGUCUAAAUAUUUAUGAAUGUAAUGCAGAGUUUUUAUCAGAAGUUUCAGGAGGGCAACUGUGGAAUAGUAAUGAGUAGAAGAAUUACCAAUAGGGUCAUAAUGGUUUUGGGGAUCCAUUUUGUAUUGCUGUGAGUUUAUGACUGGGAAAAUUCUUACAUUUAGUUAAAAAUAUAUGUUUAAUCAGAGGUAAUGCAAAGAACUUUUGAAUAAUAUUUUAUGUAAAGUACUAUUCAGUCUUGGAAGCACUUGAUUUAAAAAUAAGAUUGGCAGUAGAUAUAUUGUAAAUAAAAAAUAAAAUUAUUAACGGAUCAAAUAUUCAGAUGAAAUAAAAACAGGGAAAUGUUAAUUGUGUUGUUGCAUUUUCAAGUGGGUUUUAUAUGUGGUAUAGAUAUUGAGAGUUGGUUUUUAACUGAAAGUAAUCCAGAUCACUAGAACUUGCUACUGUAAGGUUAUAUCCCAGGCAACAAGAGUUUUGCAUGAAAUUAACUAUUUUGGAAUGCUUGACUGAUCAUGGACCAAAUAUGAAUCAGAAAACAUUUUCACAUCCCAGAUCUUACUGUUUUGCCACUAUUGACAUUUACCACUAAUGCUGCUUUAGGAUGAUUUUUUUUGGUGUUCUGAAAUAAACAAUGGAUUAAAAAUAUAA